Hemiscyllium ocellatum (epaulette shark) is the source of this 1647-nucleotide messenger RNA. It is a transcript of the gene oit3, whose product is annotated as oncoprotein induced transcript 3. Gene Ontology annotation, molecular function: calcium ion binding. NCBI's taxonomy places the organism in Eukaryota, Metazoa, Chordata, Chondrichthyes, Orectolobiformes, Hemiscylliidae. The transcript has 10 exons. The record is from RefSeq and is a predicted model, not a curated record.
AUGUUAUCCUUGAUCCUGCUGACAUUUUCUGUUUAACAUAGGAACAGGAGUAAGCCAAUCACCCCCUCCAUGUUGGAUCCUUGCUCUGCCUACGUCAGCUUGAAUGAGCCUUGGCGCAACACAGAGCACCACAUUAACACCUCGCAUGGGACGCCCAUGUGCGACAAUAACAUGGAUGGAGAGUGGUACCGCUUCAUUGGGAUGGCGGGCGAUGCCAUGCCUACCUUCUGCAUCCAGGAGAACCUGUGUGGCACUCACGCGCCCAUCUGGCUGAAUGGCAGUCACCCCAUGCCAUCCGACGGCAUCGUCUCGAUACAGGCAUGUGCCAGUUUCAAUGACAACUGCUGCCUGUGGAGCACUAUGGUGGAUGUGAAGGCUUGCCCAAAGGGUUAUUACGUCUAUCGGCUGCCCAAGCCGAGCGUCUGUUUCCAUGUCUACUGCGGACAUUUCUAUGACAUUUGUGAUAUCGCGGAUUGUGAGGGGCACUGUGUUGGUGAAGGCGAAUGCCAAUGUCCUGCUGGUACCGUCCUGGGCCCAGAUGCCCAGACAUGCCUGGACGUCAAUGAAUGUGAGGUCAAUAAUGGUGGCUGCAGUGAGACCUGCAUCAAUCUGCAGGGCUCCUUCCGUUGUGAGUGUGGGAUUGGAAGGUCUCUGGGCACCAACGCUGCCACCUGCGAAGAUAUUGAAGGCUGUCACAACAAUAAUGGAGGGUGCAGCCACAACUGUGUGCAGGUGGACGGAAGCUAUCAGUGUGAGUGCCCACGUGGAUUAAUGCUGUCAGAGGAUAAUCACACCUGUCAAGUGCCAGUGCAGUGCAAGUCUGAUUUAAUUGAAGUGGCUGUACCCAAGGACUUAGUUGGGGGUUUGGACCUCUACCUCCUGAAUGCAUCGUGUAAAGCACUUUCCAACGGGACUCAUGCUAACAUCAACUUUAAUCUGAAGAGCUGUGGCACAGCCAUUGAGGUUGUGGGUGACAAGAUAAUUGCAAGGAACACACUGACUGGUAUUCCUAAGCAGACUCCCGGCAGUAACGGGGACUUUAUCAUCCGAACCAGUAAGUUGGUGAUCCCCAUCACCUGCGAGUUCCCUUGCCAGUAUACUGUGUCUGAGGGAUAUGUGCCAAACCCUGCAAAUUCCCUACUAGAGAUCAUGGGCAGAAACCAUGGGCUCUUCCCUUUUGCUCUGGAGAUCUUCAAAUCAAAAGCUUUCGACGAAAUUUACAAGGAGACGCCUCCAGUUCUGAAACUCCGAGACUCGCUGUACUUUGGGAUCGAGCCUGUCAUGCAUGUGGAUGGGCUUGAAACUCUUGUAGAGAAUUGCUUUGCUACUCCCUCGGUCAACGCUGAUGAUAUCAUGAGGCACUACCUCAUCAAGGAUGGCUGCAUCAAUGAUGAUACAGUCAAACAGGAGACAUCCAUGGAUCAUCUAGUGAAACAUUUCUAUGUCCCCGUCUUCAAGUUUGUGGGAAAGGACAAUAAGAAGGUGUACCUGCACUGCCGAGUCCUGGUGUGUGGGGCCCAGGACACCAAGUCACGCUGCUCCCAGGGAUGCCGAAGGAGGAUGCGCAGAUCCACCGAGCCAGAGGAAAGAGACCACCUCAGGGACCAUCUCCUCACUGGAGGGCCAAUCAUGAUUGACACAGAAUAA